Messenger RNA from Ophidiomyces ophidiicola, 1431 nucleotides. It is a transcript of the gene RRP8, whose product is annotated as 25S rRNA (adenine645-N1)-methyltransferase. The coding region runs from base 1 to 1431 and encodes 476 amino acids. The transcript has a single exon. Lineage: Eukaryota; Fungi; Ascomycota; Eurotiomycetes; Onygenales; Onygenaceae. Gene Ontology annotation, cellular component: nucleolus. The record is from RefSeq and is a predicted model, not a curated record. Gene Ontology annotation, molecular function: rRNA (adenine) methyltransferase activity. Gene Ontology annotation, biological process: rRNA methylation; ribosomal large subunit biogenesis.
AUGUUUACUGUACCAGGCUGGUCAGUGUCUGCAGCCGAACUGAAAGUACAGCAGCAGCCCACUGCUGUUCAGCAGUCUGCCCCUAAAGAAGACCUACAAUCUAGUGUAUCUAAGUCGACUAAACGAAAACGCAAGGAUGGCACCGGAGACAAAGUCACAAAUUCCAAUGUCGAUGAGAUGUGGAGGAAGCAUAUUGAAGGGCUUCCCAAACGAAAUAAUUCGAAACAAGUGAAAAAGCAAAAGAAAAAGGAAAAGAUUCAAAAAAAUGGUACUUCGGACACUGGGUCGGCCCCCAACAAUGGGUCGGAACCUCCUCAAAAGAAGGUGAAAACGGACGGCUCGUUGCAACAUAUUAAGAAUGAUGAAGUUCAAACCCUGGGCUCUAAACCGGCCAUACCAUCUGUACCUUCGGACUCCCACCUAACGACUCUUCAAAAAACGAUGCGGGACAAGUUGAUCUCGGCACGAUUUAGACAUCUCAACGAGACCCUAUAUACAACCCCAUCCACACAAGCACUGAAGCUUUUUACAGAAAGCCCUGAGCUUUUCACCGAAUACCAUACCGGCUUCUCACGACAAGUGAAGGAAUCAUGGCCCUCAAAUCCAGUAGACCAUUACAUUCUUUCUGCCAAAAAGAGAGGUGCUAUACGGGUGCAAAAAGGGAAAAAAUAUCCCGAAACACCAGGAGAACUGGUUCCACUGCCUCGACGCCCGAGCGGAUUAUGUACCGUUGCCGAUCUGGGAUGUGGUGACGCCCAGUUUUCUCGUGCUCUUUCUCCGCUGUCUAAGAAAUUGAAGCUCAAAAUACUCAGUUAUGACCUCCAUGAGGGCGAUCCUUUGAUUACAAAGGCUGAUAUUUCAUCCUUGCCACUUGAGGAUGGUACCGUUGAUAUAGCGAUAUUUUGUCUUAGCCUGAUGGGAACUAAUUGGGUCUCCUUUGCUGAGGAAGCCUGGAGAGUUUUGAGGGGAGAUGGUAAGGGUGAAUGCUGGGUUAGCGAAGUCAAAAGUCGCUUUGGAAAAGUGACGAGAAAAAACAAGCAAAGCACAAAGCCUGCCCCUAAGAAUAAGGGUAAGCAGAAGAAACGUAAGGGCCAAGACAAUGAGGAGGCGGACAAUACCAAUAGCAAUGAUAUAUUUGCGGAAGAUGCAGGAAGCAAUCAGAAUUCCCAGGAUGAAACAGAUAUCUCUACUUUUGUGGAGGUAUUCCGGACACGAGGUUUCAUUUUAAAGCCCCAAUCUGUGGACAAGUCAAACAAAAUGUUUGUGAAAAUGGAGUUUGUGAAGCAUGGAAUGCCAACGAAAGGCAAAUGGGCCAGUGCUGGUGGCCCAAGUAAAGGGCCAAACAAGAGGUUCUUGGAACCAGAAGCCAGUGGGUUGAGUCCAGAGGAAGAAGCGAAGGCUCUGAAACCUUGUGUUUAUAAGCUUAGAUAA